AUGAAAUGUAUUUGUAUUUUAAUUUUUGUAAUUUUCAAUUCGAUAUUAUGGAGUUUAAUUAAUUCUGUUAAAAAUAAUAAAACACAAAAUGAGUUAAAUGAAGGGAUUGACCAUGCAACGGUUAAUCCUCAAAUUCAGUAUAAUGCAACAGUAAACCCAACACGUAAAAUUACAAAAAAGCACAAAACAGGAAUUAAUGAAGAAGAAAAAAAGUUAAAGAGAAGUGAAUAUUGGAGGGAUUACUACCAGAAACACAAAAAUAAAAAGCAAAAGCAAGAACAAAAUCGAAUUUAUUAUCAAAAAAAUAAAGAAAAAAUAAAAGAAGAGAGGAGUUCUGCAAAAUUUUUAGAAAAUAGAAAAAAAUACGAUCAAAAAUACUAUGAUAUUAAUAAAGAAAAGAGGAAAGAGGGUAUGAGAAAAUACCGGCAAAGAAAGAAAAAUGAAAGAGAAAUUAUUAAAAAUGAGAGUUUAAACUUAAAAAACGUUCAAUCUGAUAUUGAUGAAGGAACAUCAUUUGUUAAUCCACCGAACAAUGAUUUUGGAAAUAAAGGGAAAUUGCCAGUUGUAUGUGAAGAAAACUUUCAGAUAGAAGAAGAAAAUCAUUUUCUUCAAGAGGAGGAUGAAGGCGAAUUAGGAACUCAGGUGGAAGAACAAAAUCAAAUUGUGGCGGAAAAUCCAAAUAAAAUGACAGAAAAUAAAAUAAAUUUGAAUGAUAAAUUUUAUCCUUUUGAUCUGAACGAGAAACCUGAGGAUGAAUGA
Messenger RNA from Meloidogyne enterolobii, 759 nucleotides. The record is from the annotation of a GenBank genome assembly. NCBI's taxonomy places the organism in Eukaryota, Metazoa, Nematoda, Chromadorea, Rhabditida, Meloidogynidae.